UAGAUUUAAUAGUUGGUUAGAUGCUCGUUUUCUUUAUAUUGAACAAUAAACGAAAUCAACGGAUAAUUCCAUAGUUAGCUUAAGGAGAAGCUCUAACAGAAAAGCAGAAACGGUGAACUAACAACCAACUUGAAUUCUAAUUGUCUUUUGUCCUUUUUUUCAUUCGAUAUCGCUCAUCGCUAGUUGUGUUUUUCGCCAUGUGUUUCGACGCGCGCGAAUUGCCGUUGUUAUCUCUGCUGUCAUAAACAAAUAUCGUAAUUCUAAUAUAAUACUAAUAUAUGUCGUCGAAUUAUAUUUUCGAAAUAGGAAAAAUAGAAUUGAACACAAGUCAAAGUGGAGGUAAAUUGCUCACAAAAGAUCUUUUAUUUACUUGGAAAAUUUUCGGAAAGACUAGGUUAAAUCCGGUGAGAUAUUCUGAGAGGCAAACGUUAAACAACUUCACAUACUCGAAAUGACGUUACCUGGCAUCGGAGUUUUCGGCACGGGAAGCAUCGUGAGGAUCAUUAUACCAUUCUUGCGAGAAAAGGGCUUCAGAAUUGAAGCUAUAUGGGGUCGCACUUUGGCGGAGGUAUCAGAAGUGGCGAGAGAUCUGGAGAUACCGUUCCAUACCAGUGGAAUAGACGACGUUCUCCUUAGAAAAGACGUGGAUUUGAUCUUUAUAAUGUGCUCUCCCAGCUUGCAUUCACAGAUCGCUGUGAAAGCCUUGGGUAUAGGGAAACACGUUGUAUGCGACAAGCCUGCAGGCUUGAGUCAAAGCGAGGCCUUGAAGAUGGUACGGGCUGCACAGUAUUAUCCUUCGCUGAUCAGCAUAGUCAAUCACAGUCUGAGAUUCUUGCCAACUUUUGUGCAUAUGAAAAAGGCACUGGAAGAUGGAUAUCUGGGUGGACCAGUUACAGUUAUAGAAGUAAGAGUACAUAUGGGAAGUUUGUUGCACAAUGGAUACGAUUGGCUGUGCGAUGACACAAUGGGUGGAGGAAUUCUCGCGCUAGUAGGCAGUCACGUUAUAGAUUUAAUUUCUCAUCUAACAGGUCAACGGGCGACGAGAGUGCACGCCGUUGUGAAAACUUUCACUCAAACAACCAAGUAUAUCAACGGAAUUAGGCACGUCACGUCGCCAGAUUUCUGUAGCUUUCAGAUGGAGUUGAGCGGCGGCACCUUGGUAACGGCUACUCUGAGCAAUCAUUUGCAAGGGCAGCUUUCUCAAGAGGUGUUAAUAUGCGGCGGCGGAAAUCAUAUGGUCGUGCGUAGCAGCGAUUUAUAUGGUUGUCGUGCAGGACAAGAGGAGGUUCUUUAUCGCGACAAUGAUGAUCUGCAAGGAAUAACCAUACCGAUCGCUGACUCUAUUCCGAGACCGUACAUCAAAGGGCUCAGGAAAAUGAUAGCAGCGCUGAGAGAGGCUUUUCAAUCUGUGGAGGACAAGAAGGGUUGGAUCAAGGAGCCGGUGUUUUCCGCAUCUACGUUUGAUGAUGGCCUCUAUGUACAAGCUGUUAUCGAUGCGCUGCGCCAAAGUAACCGGCAGCGUGAGUGGGCCAAAGUUAACAUGUUGACGGAAGAGCCAGACCCGAAUCCUGUAUUGAGCGCUGCUGUCAGAGCCACCGCCAUUUCAAUAUAAAAAGACUGUUUCGCGAGAGGUCAUUAUUGCUUACAAAAAAAUCUGCUGUCCUAUUACACAUCCAUUCUAGAGACUGUAUAGACACUGAUAGAUUAAACGCGAGAAGUAAUAUUUUUAAGACAGCUAUUAUAUCAUUACUUUCUAUUUUUAUAUUAUUUAAAUAAUUUAUGUUUCAUUGUCACAGUGAUUACAUUCAUAUGUUAUAUAAGAUGAUUAUUGCAUUGUAUAUACACAUAUAUAUGAAAUGAAUAUUUAGAGAAUUUUAUGGUUGUGCUUAUAGAGCAAUAUAUAUUAGAGCAUGUUAAUUUGAUUAUAUUUAAUUUAAUAUAUGAUAUAUAUUUAAUAUUUAAUAUAUGUAUAUAAUUUUGUAAUUAUUCCGCUUGACUAG
Messenger RNA from Odontomachus brunneus, 2000 nucleotides. RefSeq names its product glucose-fructose oxidoreductase domain-containing protein 1. Lineage: Eukaryota; Metazoa; Arthropoda; Insecta; Hymenoptera; Formicidae. The transcript has 2 exons. The record is from RefSeq and is a predicted model, not a curated record. The coding region runs from base 452 to 1612 and encodes 386 amino acids. Gene Ontology annotation, molecular function: nucleotide binding.